Messenger RNA from Sitodiplosis mosellana (orange wheat blossom midge), 1202 nucleotides. RefSeq lists its product as uncharacterized. The coding region runs from base 341 to 1084 and encodes 247 amino acids. The record is from RefSeq and is a predicted model, not a curated record. The transcript has 5 exons. NCBI's taxonomy places the organism in Eukaryota, Metazoa, Arthropoda, Insecta, Diptera, Cecidomyiidae.
GUUUGCAGUGAAAUGAUUAGUUUUAAUAGGUCAUCUCAGAUUAAUCUUUUAACGUUCAAAGAUUCGCAAUCCCAGUUUGAUGAUAUGCCAUUCUGAAGUAAUUUAAAAUGUGCAACAUUGCAUUAAUAAAUGUCAUUGAGCAAUUGUUUCGAAAUAUGUGGUUGUCAUGCGAGCAUCUUUCAGUUUAUCAUUUUUUCUUAAUUGAUUGCACAACUUGCACGGAACAACAUGGAGAUUUUAUAAAUUCUACGAUUUCUUGGAGUUUUGUUCAGUCUUUUAUGAAGUGUUGAUGUGAUUGUUUUGAUAAAUUUUCUUUUUUUGUUCUUUUAUUGUGGAGACCAUGUCAGAUUUGGCGUUUAUAUGGAAGCGUCCAAACACGAUUGCAUUUCCAAAAGUUUGGCACACAUUCCAAGCACGAGAUUUGGACAGUGAUGAAUUGAUUGAGUAUCGAAUCCAAGAUUUACCUUUGGAUCGGUUUGACGAGGCUUUGGAACACAUGAAUGCCAAUUACAAUCAGGACGAACCAAUAGCCCAAGUGCUCGAUGGUGGCAAACAAACGGAGCAUCUGGAAGACUAUAAAUUGGCAUGGCGACCGAUGGCUGAACAAAAAGUGCCACUUGUUUGUUUCAAAGAAGGCUCAGAUGAAAUCGUUGGCAUCAACAUGCUUUUCGUAAUAAACAAAGACGAUCAUUUCAUGGAGAAGAUUUAUGGACACUUCAAGAGCCAAGUGACGAAAGACAUAUUCGAUUUGAUGAUGAUACUUUACGAGAACUUCGAUCCAUUCCAACAUUAUGGGGUCGAUGAGUACUUGUCAUCGUUUGGCCUUUCAGUUAGUCGGAAAUACAGGGGACGAAGCAUUGGAGACCAUUUCCUUGCAACCAGAAAGAAUCUUUGCAAUGAAUUCGCAUUGAAAUUGACUCACACAUUCUUCACGUCUGACUUUUCCAAUCAUAAUGCUGACAAGGCUGGUUUCGAAACGAACGUUGCCAUCAAGUAUGAAGAUGUCAUAAAAACCCACCCCAGAUUUAAUCAUAUCAAAAACAUCAAAAGUAAGGCAAUGACUCUGAAAACAAUGGUGUGCUAAAGUUCAAGCGAAUGCAAUUCAAUAGUAUUCAUUGAAUCUAUAUGUAACGGAAUCCUUGGGACCACGUGCAAAUAUUUCAUAUUGUCAAAUUUUCUCAAUAAAUUCAUUUGAAUCAAUU